AUUUUUUUAAGGCAAACCAACAGGCCCUAACUAAAUAAUGUUGGAUUCUCGGAUCUACAGGGGCUCGGGAGCCUCAUCAUCAUCCUCUUCCAUUGAAACCCUAGCCACCUCUGCCAUGGCAUCGGGGACCGUCCCCUCUUCGCAUCCCGAUUGGGCGAAUCUGUUGGGCGAGGUACUCACCCUCAUCGCCAAACGCCUCUCCGCCGUUGACUACUGCAGUUUCUCCGCCGUCUGCACUUCGUGGGCCUCGAUCGCGUCGCCGGAGAACGGCAUGCCCCGUCCUCUCUCCUUAAGAAAGAACGAACCUUAUUUAAUAUUCUCCGGAGACGGCGUCGGAAAUUGCCAGCAGAGCGAUUUCUGCACUCUGUUUGAUUACCUGGACAAUUCUUUCACAAAGAUCCAUCAUUUACCAGAGAUUCGGGGCAAGUGGAUUAUCGGAAGUCAAUUCGGAUGGCUCGCCGUCAUAGACGAGUUGGCAAACCCUAGCCUCCUCAAUCCCUUCACGAGAUCUCAAAUCGAGCUCCCUCCGAUAACGGCUCAUCCUGAGGUGGAGCCUGUUUAUGACUCUGAGGGAUCUUUAGCGGGGUACAGCUGCUAUGAUGGUAGGGAAUACUACACAUUGGAAGAAUCCCAAUCGGCCCUUGUAUUUCGAAAGCUUGUGUUGUCCUCGAACCCUGCCGAUGGUGAUUUUGUGGCUGUGGCCGUCGACACGGGUGGCACCCUCAUGUAUACUCGACCCGGUUACAGAGAGUGGAAUAUUUGGAGAUUUCCUAACGGGCAUGGUGUAGCCGAUGUCAUAUACCGUGAUGGCAAAUUCCUGGCACUCACCCACUUUGGCGAUGUUUAUGCUAUGGACAUUUGCUCUCCGUUGUCUUCUCCGAAGGCUUCGUUAUUUGCCAAGAGAUAUCGCGGUUAUAUCUUUUGCGAUACCAGCUACCUGGUGGACUCAUCAGGGGUUCUUUUGCAGGUCGUCAGGCAAGAAGAGUUCCUCAAGGAGGAAUCUAGAAACCGAACAUGCAAAAUUGAGAUUUGUAGUUUGGACCCUGAAACAGGGACAUGGAGUCUAGUAACGAGUUUGGGCGAUCACUCUCUCUUCGUAGGUUGUUGGUACUCUGCGUCCCUUUCGGCAAAGGAGAUUUCCUGGCUACAAGAGAACCGUGUCUAUUUUACCGAUGACAAUUGGGACAAGAUCCCAGUGAGGCAGGAAAGGGUUCGUGAUAUCGGAGUGUUCAACUUGAGCGAUGGCAGUUUCGGGACUUGCUAUCCUCCGGACAUGAGAUUGACAUGGCCUCCGCCUGCCUGGAUCACAUCUCAAAUCUGAAUUAUAAAGCACAAUCAAUGCUGCGAUUCAUGAAGCCAAGGGGAUCCCACUGCUCUGGAGCUUUGAAGAUUGGUUGUCCCUCAACCAUUUGGGCACUGACAUCUUUAUCGUGUAAAAACAGCCACUCCUGUUUCUUAGAAGUGUAAUAUUAUGUGGCAUAUUGUGUGUUUAUUUAUCAGUCCUUUUUUGUUAAUCUAUUGGAUGACUGUAAAAGUAUUUGUAGAAGUUUUUUCUCCAAUAAUUACCAUUAUUUAUACUGUUGAUCCAUUAUUUUUUGGAUCUUUAUGGCGUGUAAGGUAAUUUUGUGAUAUUUACUGAGUCUUUGACAUAA
Messenger RNA from Asparagus officinalis (garden asparagus), 1652 nucleotides. RefSeq names its product F-box protein SKIP23-like. The record is from RefSeq and is a predicted model, not a curated record. Gene Ontology annotation, molecular function: protein binding. NCBI's taxonomy places the organism in Eukaryota, Viridiplantae, Streptophyta, Magnoliopsida, Asparagales, Asparagaceae. Bases 38 to 1321 code for a protein of 427 amino acids. The transcript is spliced from 3 exons.